AUGAUAAAAAAUUCCCACAUAGACCAGUACAAACGCAAUGAAAGUUAUUCCGUCUUGGAAGAUAAUUAUUCGUAUGUCGUUAUUGACGAAAGUACAAAAGAAGCUGCGGUUGUUGAUCCAGUAGAACCUGAAAAGAUUCUUCCUGUAGUUGAAGAACAUGGAGCAAAUCUUAAGCAUUUAAUCACAACGCAUUAUCACUUGGAUCAUUCUGGUGGAAAUGAAAAACUUGUUUCUCAACGUAGUGGUUUAACUGUUUAUGGUGGUGAAGAUCGCGUUCUCGCAUUAAAUCAUUUAGUUAAAGAUGGUGAAGAAUUUAGUAUUGGAAACAUUACUGCAAAAGCUCUUUAUACUGCUUGUCAUACUCGAGGAAGUGUCAGCUUUUUUUUGCAAGAUAAAGAUGAAAAACUUCCAGAAGAAACCAAAGUUUAUUGUGGUCAUGAAUAUACUAGAAGUAAUCUCAAGUUUGCUGAAUUUAUUGAGCCUGAUAAUCAAAUUCUCAAAGAAAAAAUUCAAUGGGCUUCUGAAAAUCAACAAACUAUUCCAAGUACUAUUGGUGAUGAAUUGAAAUUUAAUCCUUUUAUGAGAGUUCACGUUGAUAGUAUUAAGAAAGCAACUAAAAAGAAUGAUCCAAUUGAUGUUAUGGGAACUUUGAGAGAGAUGAAAAAUAAUUUUAAAUAA
Molecule: messenger RNA, 678 nt
Organism: Scutellospora calospora
Lineage: Eukaryota; Fungi; Glomeromycota; Glomeromycetes; Diversisporales; Gigasporaceae
Source: the annotation of a GenBank genome assembly